This is a messenger RNA of Racocetra persica, 452 nucleotides long. The record is from the annotation of a GenBank genome assembly. NCBI's taxonomy places the organism in Eukaryota, Fungi, Glomeromycota, Glomeromycetes, Diversisporales, Gigasporaceae.
AUGUCUUCUUCACUUGCUAUUGAAACCUUAAAUAGUAUCCAACUAAAAGAAUUAAUAGAUAACAGAAAAUCAUAUACAAAAACUUACAGAGUUGAUGAGAAUGCCUUUGAAUAUGUGAAAAGUAUGACUGAUGAGAAUAUGAAGGAAGACAACGAAGUGGAAAUUAGUUUGAUUGCUAAGUUGUUAAAUGCAGAUAAAAAAAGUUUAAAAGGAACGUUCAAAUCUGGAGAAGUAUAUUGCGAAUGUGGAAGAAAAAUUUGCUUCUCCGAUUUUAUCUAUACAAUUAUUGAAAGAAAAAUUCAUGAUAAAGAUAAAAUUGCAAAAGUGUUAAAAGGAGAAAGCGGAAUUUGGAUGACUGUUGCGGGCAAAAAUGAAAAAAGAAGUGUAAAAUGUUACCAAUGUGGUAAAGAUAACGAAUAUGUAUCUCAUAACUAUACGAGCGGAAAUUACAC